AUGGGCUCGUCGGACCCGCCACGCGUAUACCCUAUGUUUGCAGGACCCGCUGCGUCGUCUGCAUCGGCAGAGCGUGGUGCAGCGGGUUCGUCGCUGCCCAAACGGCCACGAGCGGAACGCGCCAGCAAAGCACGCGCUAUGGCGGCGAAUACGCUUCUGGCUGCAUGGGGCCAAGCGCCGUUGGAAGACGAAGCUAAGGUGUCAGAAAGCCCACGCAACGGGCCUACCCCCUACUCUGCGCCGAUCCAACGGAAAGUGCGUGGGACGACGACAGGCGCCUCUCAAGUCCAUCCAUUUUUCGCACAGCGCAUUUCCUCGUCAUCCACACCCAAAACACGCGUAGAAGAGGCCAAGGCCAAACUCGGUACGCUUCCUGCGCCAUGGCCAUCUCGUGAUAUGAUGCAUGUCGUACCAUCCACAGACGUCCCGUCGGCCACUCUCACAUGGCCUCGACGAUCUCGCAAGCAAACCGCUGCGAUGCCAUCCACAUCCGCCCCCCCUUGGGCCCGCCGUAGUGCAUGGCCCACGCAUGAUACCCCGCCCAUUCUCUGUGAGGCUUCCCUUCGGCCUUGCACGACAGAAAACAAUACACCGAACGCGCUUGCACGUACGCCCUUGGCGUUUGUCGCCUCGGAUCUGGCGAUGCACACACGCCCGACGCCGCCCCCGGUGAUUACACAUCUGUACGAGCGGCUUCUCUCACAGCCCGUUCGUGCCUUAUCGCAUGAACAGCCCCUGGCAGAACAUGAUGCGCUAUGGACGGAUCGUUGGCGGCCUACGUGUGCCGCGCAUGUGCUGGGCAACGAAGAGCCGGCGAUCUAUAUGCGCGACUGGCUGCACAAGCUCCGUGUGACGUAUAGUGGUGUCAAAGCACGUACGAUCCAAACGCGUGUCGCAUCGCGCAAACGUGGGCGUGCACGCGCAGACUCCGACAGCGAGUUUGACGCGGAUGAAGCGGAAUGGUUCGAGCAGUUUCGUGCGCCUUCCUCCUCCACGGAGGCGGCUCCUACCAACGAUGAUGUGCUGACUAACUGCCUGGUAUUGACGGGCCCUACAGGGGCGGGCAAGUCGGCAGCAGUGUAUGCGUGUGCUGCCGAAUUGGGGUUUGAAGUGUUUGAGAUGUACCCUGGCAUGGGCCGUCGCAGUGGGAAAGAGCUGGUAAGUGCAGUAGGCCACCUCUCGCGGAAUCACAUGGUCCAACGAGAGCAACAUCAAGAUGUUCCACCGCAAUCGCUCAUUUUGCUGGACGAAGUGGAUAUCCUUUUUGAAGACGAUGCAGGGUUCUGGCCUGCGGUGGUCGAAUUGAUUGGUGAGUCACGCCGGCCUGUCAUUUUGACAUGCACGGACGGAUCGACGCUGCCGUGGAAUGAGCUGCCUGUCCAACGUACGCUGACGUGGACGCCACCGCCGGCGCCUAUGGCCUCGAUGUACUUGCAGCUGGUCGCGUUGGCUGAAGGGUACAUUGUCUCGCAGGCUGCUAUGCAAACGCUGUACGAGCAAACAGCUCCGCGCCCCUCGUUGCCAGACCGCGGAAGUGGCCCUACCGGCCCCACAGCGCAGGUGUUUCCGUGGGACCGGCAGCAUAGCGCAGGCAUGCCAGCGUACGAUCUACGUGCGGCGCUCAUGCAAUUGCAAUGGCUGUGCCUGUACACACGCGCCCAGCAUAUGCUUACGACGACGCCCUCGACGACGGACACGUGCGAGCGUACGCCAGGGCCCUCGUACGAGGCGCGUUUCGCCGCCCUGGAUCCCACGGCCGCCGCUCUUUUGCAAGGGCUCGCCACGAUGCAGCAGCACGCCGACCAACUUUCGUACUUGGACGUGAUCGGCCCCCAUGACGAGAAUGACUCACCGAAGUACGCGGACGAGUACAUCCCGUUGCCAGGGCGAGGCCGAGCGCAUCUCGCACCUACGCCGGCCGCGCCGUCGUGUGGACCGACGUUGCCAUGGUCGACGUAUAUGCGCACAGCCUUGCCAGCGGCGUUGCAGCCUACAGGGUCGCCUGCGCUCGAACAGCCUGCGUCGCUCUUGGACCGUGAUCGUGUGUCGUACUGUCAUCACGUACAUGCCAUGCUUCACCUCUUGCACGUGCCUCUGACCGAGCAGCUGCCACGCGCCUCGGUGGCGCUGGAGUAUGCGCCGUACGUACGUGAGAUGUAUCGGAUCGAUACUGCGCGGCAAAAUGCGUGGGCCGCCCAGCUGUACGAAGCAGCCCAAGCCCAGCGCAUGACACGCAAUGCCGCACGCCUGCUCCUCGAUCCGCAGGCAAUGCGGGGGUACGAGUUCCGGGCUUGGCUACCGUUUGGGCCGAGUGAGCAAGCGGCGUACCGAGCGACGUGCUUUGCAUCGCGGUAG
Molecule: messenger RNA, 2355 nt
Organism: Malassezia pachydermatis
Lineage: Eukaryota; Fungi; Basidiomycota; Malasseziomycetes; Malasseziales; Malasseziaceae
Product: p-loop containing nucleoside triphosphate hydrolase protein
Exons: 4
Coding region: 1-2355 (784 amino acids)
Cellular component (GO): nucleus
Molecular function (GO): ATP hydrolysis activity; DNA binding; ATP binding
Source: RefSeq, a predicted model, not a curated record